AUGCCCCCAAAGCCACGCCCCGCCCACGACGCCACAGUCACGCCCCCACAGCCACGACGCCACACAGUCACGCCCACACAGUCACGCCCCCCACAGUCACGCCCGCCACAGCCACGACGCCACAGUCACGACGCCGCCACAGUCACGACCCCACAGUCACGCCCGCGACAGUCACGCCCGCCACAGUCACGACCCGCCACAGUCACGGCACGCCCGCCACAGUCACGCCCCCCACAGUCACGCCCGCCACAGUCACGCCCGCCCCAGUCCCCGCCACGCCACACAGCCACGACUCCGCCCGCACAGUCCACGCCCGCCACAGUCACUCCCCGCCACAGUCACUCCCGCCACAGUCACGACGCCACAGUCACGCCCGCCACAGUCCCCCCGCCACAGUCACGCCCGCCACAGUCACACGCCACAGUCACGCCCCACAGUCACGACUCCCGCCACAGUCACUCCCGCCACAGUCACUCCGACGCACAGUCACUCCCCGCCACAGUCACCGCCCGCCACAGUCACGCCCGCCACAGUCACGCCCCCACAGUCACGCCCGCCACAGUCACGCCCGCCACAGUCACGCCCGCCACAGUCACGACCACCCGCGACAGUCACGCCCGCCACAGUCACGACAGCCACGUCACGCCCCCACAGCCACGCCCCCACAGUCCACGCGCCCCACA
Molecule: messenger RNA, 683 nt
Organism: Procambarus clarkii (red swamp crayfish)
Lineage: Eukaryota; Metazoa; Arthropoda; Malacostraca; Decapoda; Cambaridae
Source: RefSeq, a predicted model, not a curated record